Miscanthus lutarioriparius is the source of this 693-nucleotide messenger RNA. NCBI's taxonomy places the organism in Eukaryota, Viridiplantae, Streptophyta, Magnoliopsida, Poales, Poaceae. The record is from the annotation of a GenBank genome assembly.
AUGGAGCAGGAGGAGGCGUGCUCGUAUUACUGCUCCUCCUCGCUGCGGCAGUGCAGGAUUUGCCAUGACGAGGAGGACGAGCGGCGCUCCGCCAUGGAGUCGCCCUGCGCCUGCUCCGGCUCCCUCAAGUAUGCUCACAGGGGAUGCGUGCAGAGAUGGUGCGACGAGAAGGGCAGCACCAUCUGCGAGAUUUGCCUUCAGAACUUUGAGCCUGGCUACACCGUUCCUCCCAAGAAAACCCAACCUGCUGAUGUCGCGGUGACCAUCAGAGACAGCGUGGAGGUGCCCAGGCUGCAGUACGAGCCCGAGGAGGAGGAGCAGGUGGACGCGGCGUUGAUCGGAGCCAGCGAUCCGGAGUACGCGGAGUGCGCCCGCGCCGCCGGCAGGAGCGCGUCCUGGUGCCGCUCCGUGGUCGUCACGUUCACGAUCGUCCUGCUGCUGAGGCACCUGGUCACCGUGGUGACGGUCGGAGCAGCGAACCAGUUCGCCUUCAGCCUCCUCACAGUAUACUUGCUGCGGGCGAGCGGGAUCUUGCUUCCGUUCUACGUUGUCAUGGGGCUCAUCUCCGUGAUCCAGCAGGGACAGAGGCAGUACCGCCUGCAGCUGCUCCAGGAGCAGAGGAGACACGCGUUGAGGUUGGCCCGGCUGCACGGUCAGGAACAGCAGCAGCAGCAUGUCAUCCUGGUUCGCUGA